AUGGACACCCAAUCCACCACAUGGCAGAACCAGCUUAAGAAUGUUUGUGAACUCAAUUCGAUUACACAUCCAGUAUUUCAGGAUUUCUCAGAUCGCCGUGGUGGAAGAACUGCUUGGUCAAGCACAGUGACUGUCCACGGCCAGAAAGUCCCGGCUCGAUUCUGGUAUGACGGUAAAAACAUCAACAAUGCCAGAGAAGAUGCCGCUGAAUGUGCAGUCAAGUGGCUGACUGGUUCGGAAUCCGGCUCUCCCACUCGAAGUCAGGGUUACUAG
This is a messenger RNA of Fusarium poae, 273 nucleotides long. RefSeq lists its product as uncharacterized. Bases 1 to 273 code for a protein of 90 amino acids. The record is from RefSeq and is a predicted model, not a curated record. The transcript is spliced from 3 exons. Lineage: Eukaryota; Fungi; Ascomycota; Sordariomycetes; Hypocreales; Nectriaceae.